GGAAAGAGUUCCAGCUUCAUCACGGAGUUUCUCUCGGUUUGUGGGCUCAUCUAAAGGACCAACGUGGAUCGAGAAGUCAGCACUCUCAGGAGGCCGACAAUUUUGUUGAAGAAAGAAGUGGAAGAAAAAAAUACAACAGUGACGAGUUUGGGAAAGAUUUUACUGUGAAAGCUUCCCAAAAAAUGCAUCAGGUCAUCCACACCGGAGAGAGACCAUUCAGCUGUGACGAGUGUGGAAAGUCUUUUACGCAGUCUGGAAACUUAAAAGCACACCAACUCAUCCACACCAGAGAGAGACCGUUCAGCUGUGGAGACUGUGGAAAGUCUUUUACGCAGUCUGGAAGCUUAAAAACACACCAACUCAUCCACACUGGAGAGAGACCAUUCAGCUGUGACGAGUGUGGAAAGUCUUUUACCCACUCUGGAAGCUUAAAAAGACACCAACUAAUCCACACUGGAGAGAGACCAUUCAGCUGUGAUGAGUGUGGAAAGUCUUUUACGCAGUCUGGAAACUUAAAAGCACACCAACUAAUCCACACUGGAGAGAGACCAUUCAGCUGUGACGAGUGUGGAAAGUCUUUUACCGAGUCUGGAAACUUAAAAUCACAUCAACUCAUCCACACUGGAGUUAAAGCGUACACCUGUGAUCAGUGUGGCAGAGCUUUUACUCACAAUCACAGCUUACAGAGUCAUCUAGUUACCCACUCUGGAAUUAAGGCGUACAGCUGUGACAUUUGUGGAAAAACUUUCAGCCGGAUAGGGAGCCGAAAUACACACCUACGCAUUCACACCAGACAUGAUGUGUACAGCUGUGAUCAGUGUGGUAAACAGUUUACUACAAACACAGAGUUACGACGUCACAUGUUUACCCACACUGAGGAACGACCUUAUAAAUGUGACCUGUGUGAGAAGACUUUUAAAUCUCCACGUUGCCUGAGACGACACCAACAGAUCCACACCAGAAAGACUCUACAAGUGCAGUUAGUGUGAGAAGCAGAGCGACACAGAUGGAUCAAGUUCUCAACCCUGUCAUCGCUGUGGGAAAGACUUUUGUUGUGACCUUUGUGGAAAAACUUUAAGUCAUUGAAGGACUCUGAAAAUACAUCAACGUAGACACACUGGAGA
Molecule: messenger RNA, 1124 nt
Organism: Oreochromis aureus
Lineage: Eukaryota; Metazoa; Chordata; Actinopteri; Cichliformes; Cichlidae
Product: gastrula zinc finger protein XlCGF49.1-like
Exons: 3
Coding region: 183-989 (268 amino acids)
Biological process (GO): regulation of transcription by RNA polymerase II
Molecular function (GO): RNA polymerase II cis-regulatory region sequence-specific DNA binding; DNA-binding transcription factor activity
Source: RefSeq, a predicted model, not a curated record